GGUUAUUGAUGGAGAAUUCGGGUAAAAAUUGGCAGAAGCCCUAUGGAUUCCUAUGGAUAAUUUUGGGAGAAAUUAGGCAGCUCAUUGAUAUUCUAUUUUGUGGUUAUCGACGACGAUUGGAGAUUACCGAUCCGCGAAAAAUGCGAGCCGAAACCAAUACUCGCCCGGGCACAGGUACCCCAGCGAAAAAAAGGAUUGCGCUCUCUUUGUCUUACAAACAGUAAUGUCAUUUUAAAAAUAGAUCAAAUUGUUCUUCCUUAAGUUAAAGUGACGAUCGUAAACAACUCUUUUUUGUUUAAAUAUAAAGGGUGGUCCUCACACUUCAUUUUGUCCAUAUACUUCUCAAAUAACAAUAAAUAAGUAAAAGAAGCUUUAAAUUCAUACUGAACUCUAAUCAACGGUGAAUUUUUUACAUUUUGAUAAACUCACUGUCGACUGAUUGAAGAUUCCAUGCACGACUUGUCUUUAUUCUUGUUUUAUACUUUCAGGGAGAUGUUUUGGUCUGACUGGGGCGAUAUUGCCAAGAUAGAAAUGUCUGAUAUGGAUGGUAAAAACAGAAGUGUCUUAAUAAACUCUGGCAUUAAAUGGCCAAAUGGUCUCGCGAUCGAUAUUUAUAAACCAACACUCCGAAUGCUCUACUACACAGAUGCAUUCCACGAUAUCAUUGGCUCGUACAACAUGCAAACUCGUACUCAGAAGGUAAAUGUUCAAACACAGAAUGUUUUGGCAGACACCAUGCUGGGCAAGGCGAUUCCUCUUCCAGUACAUACUAUUCUACAAUGUACAUUCGUGGUUUUGGUCGGAAUUGCCUGAGACCGACAAUGACUUGCGAGACCUUCGCCCGAAACGUUGACGUAAUUCAUGUAGUUCCAACUAAAACCACGACAUUUUAUUUCAACGUUACUUUCAAGAGCUCUGUGGUACGUUACCGCGGGUCAUAUCGCACCUGAACGAAAUUAUACGUAGCAACUAAAAUACCACUCUUUUUACCUCCAGGUUGUCGCUAGUAGGUCGGAUCAUAGUAAUCCUCAAUGGCAAACUAUCCUGCUACAUCCAUAUUCCAUUGCUGUGGAUGAUAGAAAUAUAUAUUGGGAUGACUGGCAAUCUGGACAUGUUUAUAAGAUACACAAGUCUUUGCAAGGCAAACCAGAAACACUGAUUGAAAAACCUGUUGGCUCGAUUGCGAAGAGCAGAUAUGAAAUCAAAGUGUACUAUAGCCGAAGCCAAAUUGGUAAGUUAAUUGUGUGCAUGCAAAAGGUUCCUUUCUAGUCGCGCACUUCUAUUGCACAUGUUUACGCACGAAAAAGGUAAUGCCAUUUAUCAAGAAAUGGUUACCAGGGUUUAAAAUAGCUGCCAGCUGUUACCAGCAUUUUCACAGCACUAGCCGACAACUUCUAAGUUAGCAACAAUGAGGGUUUUUUUCUUAAUUCAUGGAUUUAUACAAUUAAUUUAGAGGUUUUAAAUUAAAAAGAUGCUGUCUUGAGAUAAAAAUAUCGCGUUAAGCAUUCUGGUAGCCACGAAUUUCUGGUAGCCAUGAAUUUCUGGUAGCCGGCCAUCAAUUUCUGGUAGCCAUGAAUUUCUGGUAGCCAUGAAUUUCUGGUAGCCAUGAAUUUCUGGUAGCCAUGGAUUUCUGGUGCCAUGAAUUUCUGGUAGCCAUGAAUUUCUGGUGGCCAUGAAUCUCUGGUGGCCAUGAAUUUCUGGUAGCCAUGAAUUUCUGGUGGCCAUGAAUUUCUGGUGGCCAUGAAUUUCUGGUAGCCAUGGAUUUCUGGUGGCCAUGAAUUUCUGGUGGCCAUGAAUUUCUGGUAGCCAUGAAUUUCUGGUAGCCAUGAAUUUCUGGUAGCCAUGAAUUUCUGGUGGCCAUGAAUUUCUGGUGGCCAUGAAUUUCUGGUAGCCAUGGAUUUCUUGAACAAGGCGGGAAUCGUAACUGAAUGAUGAAUAUUAUUCAUUCAUUAUAUUUCAAUUUCAUUCAUAUUUCAUUCAUUAUAUUUCAUUCAUUAUAUUUCAUAUUUCAUUCAUUACUCGCUGGGGCACCUGUGCCCCAGACGAGUAUAGGUUUCGGCUCUGUUCUUGGAUCGGCAAUCUCCAAUCGUCGACAGCCACAAAAUAGAAUAUUAAUGAGCUGCUUGAUCCUUUUCAAAAUGGCGGGGCCUUUCGUGUUUCGUGGAGUGGGGCCUCAGCGGGCAAAAUGUUUCAAACAAUUUCGUGAAAAUGUUGAACCAAUUGUACCUGUUUCCUAUGCAUUUUGCAUUGUGUCUAACUCUGGACAUUCUUGCUAGUUUAUUUAAUGCGUAUUUCUUGGUGAACGACUCUGAAAAUUCGAAUUCCCGUGCACGACCAGGGAAUCUGAAUACUGAAUCUGAAUAUAAACGAGCCAAAGACAAUUUCAAGGUAAAUGGUUAUAACUUAAACUGCACAACGUAGUUUUAACAAAUAACUACUUUAUGAGAAGCAUAUUGGUGUCAUAUCAAUAUAAAAAUUAUCGAACAACAGUCCGUGAAAACUGUAGUGUUCAAGUGUACUCAGUGUGAAAUAUGAUAUUGUUUUUGUAAUGCCUGUUAAUGGCGCAAUAAGGAUAAAAAAUACCACCGUUCGAUUCAGCGUAAGAAAUUGUACUUACGGAUGCCAAAUCUGUUACUAAACACCAGUAUUCUAGCGAUUUAUGGCCUUUGAAAAUCAAGCGAAAUUGUAUUGUUGACAUUGUCAUUUUACAAUCCAUGGUGCGACCUUGUAUUGUAUUUGUAUUGCCUAUAAAUGGCGCAACAAGGAUAAAAAUACCACCGUUCGAUUCAGCGCAAGAAAUUGUAUUUACGAAUGAGAAAUUGUACUUACGGAUGUCAACUGUAUUACUAAACAACUGACAACAGUAUUCUAGCGAUUUAUGGCCUUUGUAUUUGCAAGCCAAGCGAAGUGUAUUAUUUGUUGAGAAAUCGCUCAAAUUAUAAAAAAUGCAAUACGUUUGAUCCUUGAUAACUUUGGCAUCAUUGGUUUUCUCUUUUUCGGCCGUAUACCAGUGGAUUCGUCUCACUUCUCUCUUCAUUUUGAUAAUAUUUUGAGCCCGAAAGCCCCCAAAUAUUUUAUUUUGAACGUUUUAAACUGGCGGCCGACAGAAGAAAUAUUUAGCUUACAUACUGCAUACUAUAAAAUAUAACUUUACUUGUGGGCAUAAACGCCGGAAGUUUUAUUGGAUUGGGAUCAGGGCGCUAUAAAACACAGUGUUUUAUAGCGCCCUGAUUGGGAUAAAACGCGGAUUUCGGAGCGGAUUCCGCAAAUGAGGAUAAAACGCGGAUUCCGUUUACUUAUAAAAUAACCAAAUAAAUAAAGCAACAGAAUUUACUGUUCCGCAAGUUUUAGUAUGCAUUUGUUAACUUAUUUGUAAAAUAUUUAAAAAUAAAAGGAUUCAAAAUUUUGCGUGCGUGUACGUGCGUACGAAAAACGCAACAGUGGAAAUCAGCAUUUAGAUCUUAACAGUAAUGUGCGUCCGUUGUAUAGCCCCAGCGAGUUAACGCUCCAUAGAGCGUCUUGUUAAAAUUGAAACGGCCUAGUAUUUUGAAAAUGAUGUGGUACUGCCAGACGUAUAUCAAAAAUCGAGCUUCAAUUCAACAGUAUUGAUAAUAGUGUUCGCCGUAAAAACUAACCCACUGUGUUUCCUCCAGAAUAAUAGAAUAUCAGCCUUGCACAAAAUUUUUUGAGGUUCUUUACUUUACAAUAGAAUAAGAAAUGAAUAGAAGGGCAACUCGCGUCGGAACCUUUGAAGUUUUUGAGGCCGCGCAUGUCGCCUCGCGCAUACCGGAAAUUGCCCGCUCUAAUUACUCGCAGCCAGUAAAGCCAGUCAAUUUAUUAGAGAUUUGUAUUGCAGAAUGGCCAUUUGGCUGAAUAAAUAGACUAUUUUUCGCAAACGAACGAUUCAAAUUACAAACCACGGCUGCUGGUUGUAAUUUGAAGGUUGGUGAAUACAUUUCUGUUGGUUAUGAGCUGUUAAAGAAUUGCUAAAUGCGAAAUUUAAACGUAUUAAUACAUGUUGUUUACUUACAAAGUAUAAAGUACAGUAUAUUAACAUAUGAUAGUUUGGUUUAUUUAUUGGAAAAAUUCGAUGUCUUCGAAGUAAUAUUGUAGUAAUAGGAAUGAAUGUUAAUUCAUAAUCAUGAUAUUUUAAUUACAUAAAUAAAUAUCAUUUUCUGAUAUUGUUUGUAUUUGUAGUUCAACAUGUCAGACACAGACAGACAACUUCCCGCACGAAAUAAAUUUGAUUAAUUGCUCGUGACUUUGAAAUUUAUACUUUUUUAAAUAAAAUUUGAUGCAAUCCAAAACCGGUACUGAUAAGAUUUGACAUAAACCUCGAAAAUCGAAAUAAAUAACACAGUAUACGCGAUCGACUGUCAGCAUUUCAUUCAGAUUCGGACUGUAGCUCACACAACAAUAUCAAAUUUCUCCCUAAAUAUUCGUUUCUUUCUAUGCUAACCACAAUAAUAAUUUAAGCUUACAUUGCCUCUGCAGGCAGUUGUAGUAGUUUGAUAUUCCAAUCCUUUGUUUCCGAAAAAUAGUCGAUUUUGUGAUCAAAAUGUACAUUUCGUAAUACAAAUCCCUAUUGCACUGACUGGCUUUUACUGGCUGCGAGCUUGAGAAUCCCGCGCGUGCGCACUGAAAAUUGGUUACGCGUUGUACACGUGAGUUGCCCUUCUAUUCAUUUCUUAUUCUAUGACUUUACUGCUUACUUGUUUGUUCGAGGAUCUGACACGACGCGCAAAGGAGUUUAGGAAUCCCGCCAAAACUUGGCUUUAUUAAAUUAAUAAAUUAUUGCAGUAAGUACAGUAAUAAUUCCGGGUUUUAAAGAUUCCGGCUUUUCUCAUUCCGGGUUUUAAAGAUUCUUAAAGAAAACUUGCUCGUCUUUAACCGGCUUAAUUGUCGCUUUGACAGAGCUAUUUUUAAAACCAUAUAACGAUCUAAAAUUUUAAAACCAAGAUAACGAUCUAAAAUCUAAAGAACUAGCGGUAAAAUCGACUGCAAAAGUUUGUGCAAACAAGAAUGAGCGCCUCAAUGGUUUCAAGGUAUGUUGUUGUAAUUGUACUUGUGGUAGCAACGUUACCAAAGCAGAAUUGGAGGGAAUAAAACUUGAUAUGGCAGUUUUAGAGUCUCGACUUGUCAGCGCCUCUCCCUUAGAGGAGAUCAAGUUAGAAAUUAAAACUUUAAAAGCAAAACAAAAUGAUUUGGAGGUUGUUAUUCGACGCCAAGAUAAGUUAAUUUGCAAAAUUAAUGAUGAAAAUAUGGUUCUCAAAUCUAAAUUAUUUUCUAUGGAAUUUUUGAUGCGUGAAGAGGUAAUCCACAAUACGCAUAGUGGCGGAAACAAUAGCCCCCAAGGGUCAUUACAUGCGGUUAACCCGAGUGACAAUACACAUAGCGACGGAAACAAUAGCCCCCAAGGGCCAUUACACGCUGUUAACCCGAGUGACAAGUCUCACGACUGCGAACAAUUGAUUAAUGUUAAAUUGCCUAACCUUAACACUGUCGAUUUAACAAUCACUGAUAAACCCCUGUUGCGGCAUAACAAUGGUAGAGAUAGUAUGGCAGACAAUAGCUUUCUUGACAGGCCAAACGGUAAUUCAAGUUUACCUAGAAAAGUUUUGCAACAUGAGAAUGGUGUCCCGUCGGCUAAUCGUUUAUCUCAACUGCAGCCCAAGAAUUUGGUUCCGUGCCCCUUCCUAAGAAAGAGGGGAUAUUGUUUGAAGGGUUCUAGGUGCGACUUCUUGCACAAUGAGGUUCAACCCCCAAGGAGCCGCUCUCAAUUCCAACAAAUCCCUAUUGGUGCCUACUCGCCCCCAUAUGUUGCGCCCCCCUAUGUUCAUAACCAAACUCCCCUUUCCUAUCAACCACAUUUUUUACCCCGAUGAAGUUUCCAAUGUUUUACCCUCCUCUUCGGCCGCUCCCGUAUCCACCUCCACUGAUGUCGAUACAAACAACCAGACCUCCAGUGUAUUAAACAAUAAAAUUCACCGUAAUAAUACGCUAAAUAAUGUUGACCUAGGUUCAAACCACUCAAAUAUUCAUGUGACAAACGAGUCCCUAGCAAACCUACAUUCUGCUGAAUAUGUCUCAGCUGAACAAUCGUCUAUUCCGAAUAUUAGCGAACCUGUUCCAAGUCUUAUGCUAUCAAAUACAAUGUCUUUGGCACCCAAGAUCGAUGAAGUCCGUCACUCAGUGUUACAAACCGACGCCGAUCUCGCGUGCUUUACUGAGACGUGGCUGACUGACCUUGUACAUGAUAACAUCAUCCAGAUUCCGGGAUAUAAUGUUGUAAGAAGAGAUCGCCUAAUUGGCCAACAUGGAGGAGUGUGCCUUUAUGUAAAGGAGUCAAUCCCAUUCGAAAUUCUCAGUCAAUACCAUAAUGAUCAAUUCCAGGUCUUGUGGGUUAAAGCUCGUCCUCACAAAUUGCCGAGGGGCCUAUCUUGCAUUAUCAUUGGUUCAAUUUACCAUCCACCCUCAGCAAAUGAUAGAAAUAUGAUUGACUUCCUAACUGAACAAUUGUCCCUUAUCGAAUCAACUUAUUACAAUUGUGGUCUUAUUCUACUUGGAGACUUUAAUAAUCUUAAUUGUCAUCGUCUAAAUAACCACUUCAGUCUAAAACAAUUGGUUAAAUUCCCGACUCGUGGAAGGAGAACCCUUGAUUUAAUUCUAACUAACUUGGCUAAAUUUUACCUACCGCCAGUUAAACUUCCACCUUUUGGUCUCUCCGACCAUUUUACUAUCCUUUCGACCCCUUAAUCACAAGGUUGCAGGAAAAACAAAAUAUGAUAUUUCCCAAGUUCGCAAUCAACACCCGAGAAACAAAGCAGCUAUCAGCACCUUCAUUACUGAAUUUGACUGGUCAAUCCUUGAUUCCCUUUCGUCAUGUGAUGAAAAAUGGUCUGCUUUUGAAUCAAUUAUUCGGUUUGGGAUGGACAUUCUCCUUCCCACAAAAACUAUAAAGAAACGGCUCGAUGACCCACCGUGGAUGACCAAACAUUUGAAAUCUUUAAUUGAGCAACGUCAAAAAGCAUUAGCGAAAGGACAUGACCAGUUAUUUAAAAGUCUUCGUAACCGCGUCAAUAGGGAACGAAAACAAUGCCGGAGUAAAUACUAUGACUCAAAAGUCAGUCAACUUAAAGCCUCUGAUCCCAAACAGUGGUGGAAAUCUGUUAAGUACCUGUGUGGAAUGGAUCCAGUCAACCACAAGUAUGAUCUCCGACAUCUUCAAAGCCUGUCACCCACUGGUGAUGAAACUAAUGAAACCAACGAAGGCAACGCAUCUUUUUCACACUUGGCGAAUACCAUAAAUCAAACCUUCCUAGAACCAAUGAACAUGUUCCAACCUCUAAAUUCUGACCACUCCCAAGCCUUAAACGUGUCCGGCACCAGUAACCAAUUACCAUCUACAAUUACCACCACAGAAUCGUAUAUUUUCGAGAAAUUAUCCAGUAUAGUACCUACGAAGGCUCAUUGCCCAGACACUAUUCCUGGUUGGCUUCUCAAAGAGAAUGCCGAUGUACUAACAAGUCCCGUUUGCAAGAUUCUCAAUUCUUCUUAUCUCGAAAAUCGUUUACCCGCUGCUUGGAAGUUCGCAGAUGUAAUUCCCAUUCCAAAACAGAAGCCUGUACGAACUGUAAACAAGGAUUUAAGGCCCGUUUCGUUAACACCAAUAGUCUCAAAACUAGCCGAGGAAGUGGUAGUUGAACAGUUCAUUAAACCGGUGAUUUUCAAAGUGGUGGAUCCUAACCAAUAUGGAACAGUGCCGAAAUCAUCUACCACGCAAGCUCUUAUUAGCAUAGUCCACAAUGUUGCUAAAGCCACUGAUGGCAACGGGGCCUUAGUUAGACUAUGUUCUAUUGGACUUUAGGAAAGCAUUUGAUCUCAUCGAUGAUCAGUUACUUAUGGUAAAGCUCCACUCUCUGGACGUUCCGCCGAGUGUUAUAAAUUAGGUAAGAGAUUUUUUGACAAAUCGUCAACAAAGAGUAAAGUUGGCCAAUGACUGCUAUUCAGAAUGGUCCCUAGUCCCGGCAGGUGUACCCCAGGGAACCAAACUCGGUCCUUGGUUAUACAUUCUUAUGAUCAAUGACCUCAACACAGUCAGUAACAACCUCUGGAAAUACGUAGACGAUAGGACUUUAGCCGAAGUAAUACCCAGAGGAGGGAAAGUAGUAUUCAAUCUGAGGUCGAUGAUAUCCAAAACCAAUCCAACACCCUGAAAUUUACUCUCAACGAGAACAAAUGUAAAGAGAUGCGACAAUUGAAACGUGCCAAAGUAUCUACUACUGAGACGAUGUGUUUCCACUGCACUUGUAUCCGACCAGUUGUCGAAUACGCAUCUCCUGUCUUUCAUUAUAGAAUUCCCAUAUAUCUGUGUAAGGACAUUGAACGAAUCCAGCGACGAGCCAUAAAAAUCAUAUUUCCCACCAAAUCAUAUGCCGAAGCGCUCUCCCAUUCUAAGCUUCUAACUCUUGAAGAGAGACGUCAAGUUGCGUGCGACAAACUCUUCAAAGAAAGAAUGGAAGAUAAAAAUCACAAAUUGCACCCACUCCUACCAGAUCCGAAUACUGACGUAGCGUAUUCCCUGAGAACUUCGAGAACUUUUAAAAUUCCCAAAUGUAAGACUGAACGAUUUAAAAGUCUUUUAUAAUUGCUGCUAGUUCUAAUAAUUAAAGCAGCAGUCACUGAGGAUUUCAUAUAUUUCGAAAAUAACUGUUAGUUUUAACUGUAAUUAUAUAUUCUUAAAUACAUUAAUAGAUAGUAUAAUUAAUUGAAAUAGAAAGUCCCAUUAACUUAAAGUUACAAUUAUUUUAUUAUGUUUAGUAUUUUUAAGCAGUAAUAGAUAGUAUAAUUAACUUAAACCUUUCUUUUGUAAAAUGUAACCGUUGUAAUUCAGCUUCUUGGCUGCAAGAUCGGUUUUUGAAUAAAUUGUAAUUGUAAUUGUAAAACGAGGCUAGCGACUCGCAACUCGCAGCUCGCAAUUCGCAACUCCCAGCUCGCAAAAUAGCCGACCCCAUUCUCGAUGGUAAACAAGAUUCGAUAAUGUAUUAAUGAUUUAAGACAUAUAACUGGAUUUAUGUAUUUGAAUUAUGGCUGACCUAAGCGAUUUUAGUGUACAGAAGAUUAAAUAUGAACUUAAACUUCGAGGAUUAUCUACGAAAGGAAAAAGAGACAAUUUGGAACGAAAACUUGCCGCAGUUUUAGCAAAGGAAGCAGCUGAUGAUGAGAAAACUUCAGAUGUCGAAGAAAUAAUAGCGACCGGAAGUGAAAAGGCGGUAUGCACUAAUAACCAUGUUUUAGACCUAAUUAGGAGAAAGGAAAAAUUACUUAAACUUGACAUUGAAACUGUUAGUGAAUCAAUAAAUCAGCUAAAUAAGAGCCCAGACUGUUAAAAUGGAAAAUCGAUUCUCAAAAUUAAAUCAUUACAGAGAACAGUAUGUUGACAUUCGAGCUGAACUUAUUGCUUCUCUUUCUGAACAUGAAGUUGAGGAUGAGGCUAGAGCAUGGAUAAAUUAUUUAAAUUGCGUGGAUGAGGUUAUAGACCUUGCACGGGCUUACUUAUCAAAAAACAAUGAAAGUAAUAAUUCAGUAUAACCAUCAAGGUUAAUCAUAUUAUCUGUUAUAUUUGCAUCAAAUCGUGUCUCAUUAAAUGCAAUCAGAUCAAUGAACUUUUUUGACAUUGAAAAAUUAAUUUCAUCUAUUUUUUUUUAUGUAAACUAACAAUAUUCAGAAAAGCCAUUUUAAAACCUCUUUCAUUCGGGAUUGAGCUAAGGGUUCUCAUAAAAUUGCUGCUCACAUUGCCCCUUGUUAUAUCUAAUCUGCUUUCUGUUUCAUCACUUGCUUUACAUGGGCCAGAUACAUUGUCCAGUCUUUCUGGUGCCCAUGACUUUGGCGAAAAAAAUGGCUGUCAUUACGACUUGAGGCCAUGUUGGUGUUUCUAAUUCUAUCAGACUUCAAGUAGGUGCAGAAAGCACCUCCUAAGGCUUUAUCACCUUCAGGAUUUAAAUGUAGUUUUGAUCUGUUUAAUAAAGGUUUGUUUAUGCAACUAUUAUCAAUAAAAGUAAUCUUAUGUUUAGAACAUAAACCAUGAACUAAAUUAUUAUAUUGCUCAAUUUUUCUAUUGUUUAGCUUACCAUCACAUACCGCUUGAUUGUACCCGAAACUGCAAUUUUCUCGGUGUGGACCUUGACUUUGUUGAUGAGGUUGUCCAGGUUGGCUGCUACCUUUUUAGGUUCAUCACGUACUAGGUCAUUUGUGCCAACAUGGAUGAUGACGGUGCUGAACUCUUGCUCUGAUUGGUGGUUUUCAAAUUUCUCGGUAAGCUGGUCCACUGUGGCUCCACUGUAUGAAUGUGUGAUAGCUUUACUUCGAGCAGCUCUUCCAAUUUUGCAUGCAUCAAUAUUCUUGACCAUGGAAUCUCCUAUCACCAAGACUGUUUUCUCAUGGUUGGACUUCUUGACUUUAUUUGGUGCACUGCCAGCUGUAGCCUUUGAUUUUAAACUUUUGCUUUUAGAAGAAUCAGAACUGAUUAAGGGAUCUUUUGUCUGACCACUCUUUCUUUUUGCGAAUUUGCUGGUAGUUAAUUCUUCCACGUCAGGCAAGUCUUCUACUUCAAGCACAGCAUAGGGGUUACUUAUUAAUGUUCUUGUGUCUGUGCCGGUAGAUGUCGUUUUGGUUUCUUUCUUUGACUUCGUUUCUUUGACUUCUGUCCACUCACUUUGUUUCAUGUCGAGAACAUACUUUAUGCUCUUAUUUUCGCAACUAACUUCAGUGACAGUCGAUUUUAAUGAGUCAAUUUCGGCCGCCAUUUUAAUGUUUUGUUCCAACAAGGCCGAUAUUGUAUUUUUACAUUUUGCUAACACCGAUAUGUUUUGCUGGGAAUCUUCUUGCUGUUUAGUGUUUAUUUCAGCUAGCAAUGUCAAUAUGUUCGCAAUCUGGUGUUCAUAAUCCGAACAAUUUUCACAUGCAGGCGAUGCAGCUGAAGCAGGGAGAUUUGUAUCGCUUAGUUGCGAGUUUUGUUGUUGUGACUCAAUGGCGUCGGCCACGUGCUUUGUCGUUUCUUGUUGAUUUUCAACGCCUUUCGUUUGAGCACAUGUCUCUAGUGUGCUUUGUAGAGACUUUUCUUCGUUAUCUUUCAUGAUAACCAAUUUUUCUUUCUUCUUGCCAAACCAUUUCAAGGUAAAUUUGGCGCAUUUGAACAUUUUUUCCUCCUAUCCUCCUCGCGAGGCGACGACCAUUUUCCAUCUUUACAUUUGAGAUGCUUGGUUAUGCCGUCUACGAAGACUUUUAGAGUAGGUAGAUCGCCUUUCCACGCAAAAUUACCUUCAUUGUUAAAUAAAAAAAACUGAUGUUGCUAUAUUCUUUUCGAUUUUGUCGUUUUUACAAUCAGAAUUUGUGAUAGACACGGAGCCCGAGCUUUGAGUACCUUCCGCCAUCUUGGAAGCGUACCAAAGUCAACGUGAAAAUUGCGAAAAAUGUUUCGUGUUCCUCACGCAUUAUAAUUUACACACAUGUGCAAAUAGUGGUCAUGUCGAAUCGAUAUUUUGUCACGUCAACAGCUUCAACUGGAUUUAGGACUAUUUUUCUCGCGUUUCCUUCGGUGAAAAUUUUUUAAACUUUGCACGUUUGCUAAGCAUCACGAUUCGCCAAACAUAUCAAAAUUUCAAGAAAUUCUAUAAGACAGAUUUUCUGUAGUCGUUAUUCAUGAAUAUCCCAAAACCUGCCUUAUAACUAUCCCUUCAAAUUUUAAUAUGUCAUUCGUCUUUCAACCAUAAAUCUUUAAAAAAGAAUUCAGAAAAAUUGACCGAAGGAAAAAAAGAUAUUGCCGUUUGAUUGUAAAAUUAGACAAUAAAAUUGCAAAAGAUGAAACGCCAUGGUUGCCAUGGCAACACUGACACUGUUCCUAUUUGUUUAUAUAUCGACAGCAGAAGACUUCUGAACUUUCCUGGAAAUGAUUAUAUUGCCCUGUCUUAAGUGUGUUCAAUAUAAAUUUGGUUGAAAACGAAGAUUACCUAAAAUACUUAAAAAGUUAGAAAACUGUAGGGAGCCACCUUAAGUCAAUUAUAAAAUUUGAACCUAGGCAUCGUCACUCCGUUAAAUUUUCAACCUAUAAAAACAUUAUAAAAUUUGAACCUAGGCAGCAUCACUCCGCGAUUUACAUGACACUCUAAAGAAUAGAAUCAGAGCACUAGAAGGAUUGAGUGAAUGCCCAAAAAAUCAUGCCUUUAUACUCCUCCCAAUAUUCGAAAUGAAACUCCCUCCUGAGAUAUGUGAGAAAUGGGAAUUGGAGAUAUCUGAUAUGGAUGAUGAGAAAGUUGAUUUAGACUUGUUUUUUAAAUUCCUAAAUAAUUAAUUUAAUUUAAUUUAACUUAAUUUAAUUUUAAUUUAAUUUAUUAACUUUGCUAGAUUCAAACAAUUAACUUUAACACAAAAACUGGCAGGGCAAUCGCAACAGCUUGCGCCAAUUACUGCGAUCCCUAAAUGUUAGACAAAUACACUAUAUAUGUACAUAGAAAAAAUCAAUCACCAACGAACUAUCAGAUUCAACUUUUCACAUUGCGACCCGCAGGACCACUUCUAAUUCGGAAGCUGACUGAAUAAGCAGGUGGUCUCAAAAGAGGCUGGACAAAGAAGUGCAAAGGGGAAUAAUGGUGUUUCUCCAAAAGGGGGAAUGAAACAAGCCAAUACUUCUCAGAGUAAAAAAACUAAAUAAGUCCGCUGAGAGAUUAGAAGAAUCCCUGUUCUCUACAGCAGCUGCCCUUUUAACUGAGGUCAGCCAAGGAAUGAACACUACCAAGACAUGUGAUUUAUGUAAGACCGUUGGACAUGGUAUUCCAGAAUGCCCAAGGUUUAAUGCGCAAACUGUGGAAGAGAGAUGGAGGCAAGUCAAAGAAGCUGGGCUGUGUUUCAAUUGUCUUAGAUCUACCAAUAGCAACCACUAUUCACAAGUGUGCCGACAACCGAAGUGUGGGGUCGAAGACUGCAAAGAAGCCAUCAUCGACUAUUGCAUCGCUCGAAAUCAGCAGUGGGUACAUAUAACAGCUUUGCUGCAUCCAAACGAGAUGAAUCCACACAGGUGUUGCUUCAGACUACGAAGGCAAAUUUGGUUGCGGAUGACCAAACCGUACCCGUCCGAGUGUUGCUGGAUUCUGGGAGCCAAAGAUCCUACAUCACAAAGAAGUUGGCUGAUAGACUUGAUCUUAGCGGUCCUACAGAGACUUUCCAUGUGUCAACAUUUGGCGAAACUAAAACCCAAACAAAGAGGAUGAAAAGGGUCAAUAUAUCACUCGGCCCAGCACGAAGUUUAGUUUCCUGCCCUGUUGAGAUAAAAGCUCUCACUGUCGACACGAUUUGUCAACCCUUGGAGCCAAUCGCCUUGAACAUGGAAGCAAAUCCACAUCUUGCUAAUCUUAUAUUCACUGACGUUUACCCGAGAGGUUCGGCGGAAGUGGACAUUCUGAUAGGUGCAGAUUAUUACUUCUCAUUUGUGAAUGGUGAAUGCAUAAAAGGUUCAAAAUCAGACACACUCACAACUGUAAAUUCCACGCUUGGUUGAAUUGUAUCAGGACCUUUAACUGGUCGAUCCACUAGUAACACCACUGAAAUGUUUACCUGUGUUCGUCCCGAUCCUGUCAAGAACAUUCUUAAGAGCUUUUGGGAGUUAGAUGCAAACGGUAUUGUUGAUGAGGGAACUAAACUAUCGCUCGAAGAGAACGAUGCUGUUUGCCAGUUUAAAAGAGAAUUAAAAUUUGAUGGCCAACGGUACGAAGUAUCUUUACCAUGGAGAGAAAAUUAUCCUGAGCUUUGUGAUAAUUACAACCAGGCUGUGAAGCGACUAGAAAAGCAACUGCUCAGAAAUCCGAUAAGGGCUGAAGCUUACAAGAGCUCAAUCAACCAAUAUCACGAGAAAGGAUUUGCUGAAGAAGUCAAAGAUACCAAAGCACAUGACAAUGAUAUUAAGUUGGUACGAUAUCUGCCACAUCAUGCUGUUUUUCGUGAUGACAAGACAACAACUAAAUGUCGUGUUGUAUUUGAUGCCUCAGCUCGUGAAGAGGACAGUGUUUUGCUUAAUGAUUGUGUUUUACCUGGUCCCGCACUGUAGCCUGAUGGCUGAUAUUGAGAAAAUGUUCCUUCAGAUAUUAAAAGCUUGCAGAAAAGGAUCGAGAUGUUCAUCGCUAUGUCUGGAAAGAUAUGCAAAGAGAUGGUUCCCCAACGAUAUUCCGAAUGACGCGAGUUGCGUACGGAGUCAACGGCAGCCCAUUCCUCGCAAUAGCUGCAGUUCAGAAUCAUGCGGAAAGGUUUGUGUUAGAGUUUCCUGAAGCUGCAAAGAGGGUCAUGGAUGAUAUGUAUGUUGAUGAUUGUCUGACAGGAGCAGACGACGAAGAAGAAGCUGUAAAGAUGCAAAAAUCACUGACAGAGUUAAUGCAUCGUGCUGCGUUUAAUUUGACAAAGUGGUCCAGUAAUACGGAGGACGUCCUCAGUCACGUUGAAGAGAAAGAUAGAGCAUCUAACGCGUUGAUUGAUUUCCGUAAGAUGGAGCCACUUAAAGCAUUGGAAAUCCGCUGGAACACUUUAACGGACUGCUUCGAAUUCCACAUCCCGCAGAAUCAGUUCCUCUUGCACGAAUACGAGACCAAGAGGAACAUGCUGAGUGACGCAUCCAAAAUAUUUGAUCCGAUGGGCUUACUAUCCCCUUACACCAUCAGAUCUAAGAUGGUGUUCCAACAGCUGUAGAACAGAGGUCUACAAUGGGAUGAACAAUUGCCUGAGGACAUUCUACAACAAUGGAAUGCAUGGAAGACUGAGUUGCCUAAGAUAAACGAAAUUAGUAUUCCCCGUUGUUUUAUGCAGAAUGGAAAGUCUGGUACAAGUGUAGAGCUGCAUGGGUUUGGAGAUGCUUCACCAAAGGCGAAC
Molecule: messenger RNA, 14910 nt
Organism: Paramuricea clavata
Lineage: Eukaryota; Metazoa; Cnidaria; Anthozoa; Malacalcyonacea; Plexauridae
Source: the annotation of a GenBank genome assembly